Eutrema salsugineum is the source of this 2046-nucleotide messenger RNA. RefSeq lists its product as uncharacterized. Bases 1 to 2046 code for a protein of 681 amino acids. The record is from RefSeq and is a predicted model, not a curated record. NCBI's taxonomy places the organism in Eukaryota, Viridiplantae, Streptophyta, Magnoliopsida, Brassicales, Brassicaceae. The transcript is spliced from 8 exons.
AUGACUCUCUCCCUCAAAGGUAUCACGACGGCAGCAGGAGGUUUCACCACCACGAGUGGAGGGGGCUGUUCUGAUCACUUAAGAUGCAAGAUUUAUAUUGAUGACACUAGGGAGAACGUCAAAAAACCGUUCAAAUUUGUGAACGCAUUGACAAAAAUGCCUGAGUUUCUGCCGGCUGUUGGGGAUUAUUGUUCGGUUAAGAGAGCAAAAAAUUCGAUAAGGGAGAUAGUUGACUCAGAGGGAAACGUUUUGAAAGACAAGUUAGCUAUCAAGGGUGAAGCUGAGAAAUACUUUCGAGAUUUUCUCUGCCAUAAUCCGUCGGACUACACAGGCAUGGAUGUCGAUACUCUUGCGACUUUACUAAACAAAAAGUGUUCUCCUGAUGACUGUUCACUGCUGGAAAAGGAAGUUACAGUGGAGGAGAUAACAAAGGGAUUAAACUCUACUCUAUUGGCUUUAAUCCCGAAAAAGAAUGAUGCAAAGGAGAUGAAAGAUUAUAGACCGAUAUCCUGCUGUAAUGUUAUCUACAAGAUAAUCUCAAAGAUUCUCGCAAACCGACUGAAGACGAUUCUCCCAAGCAUUAUUGCUCCAAACCAAUCAGCGUUUGUAAAGGAUCGUCUCCUUGUAGAGAAUGUACUUCUUGCUUCUGAGCUGGUUCAGGACUACCAUAAAGAUUUGGGUCCAUCACGUUGCGCUAUGAUGAUAGAUAUUGCAAAGGCUUUUGAUACAGUCCAAUGGGGUUUUCUCUUAAAUGUGCUUGAGGUUAAUGUGGAACUUGUGGGUUAUUUCCAGAGUCAGCGUGGAUUACAACAAGGUUGUGCACUCUCGCCUUAUCUUUUCGUUCUCUGUAUGAACGUUUUAUCUAGCAUGCUUGACAAGGCUGCCGAAAUGAGAAGAUUUGGAUAUCAUAAAAAUUGCUCAAAGUUGAAGCUCACACACUUGUGCUUUGCGGACGAUAUUAUGGUAUUUACAGAUGGUAAGCUGCGUUCUUUGAAAGGAAUUGUUGAUGUUUUUGAUAAGUUCACUGCUGCUUCUGGAUUGAAAAUCAGCCUGCAGAAAUCAACGAUAUAUAUGGCUGGUAUUCCCGAAGGGGAUCGUGUAAAUAUCACAGAGCAAUUCCCUCUGACUUCUGGCACGCUUCCGAGCUGUAUGAAUGAGAUCGAUUCACUCUGCAGUGCAUUUUUGUGGUCUGGACCAACACUAAGCACAAAGAAAGCAAAAGUCUCAUGGUCGGAUGUUUGCAAAAAGAAAUCAGAGGGAGGCUUGGGAUUAAGAUCGCUAAGAGAAGCUAACACAGUAUGCUGUUUACGGAUUGUUAAGUGUAUUCUAUCGAGCAAGAACUCGCUGUGGGCAUCAUGGAUCAGGGCGUAUCUUCUUCGCGGGAAAUCGUUUUGGUCACUAAAUGAGAGAUCAAUGCAGAGCUCCUGGAUAUGGCAUCGAUUACUUAAGAUGCGGGAAUUGGCUCGGGGUCUUCAUCGCAUUAAGAUUAAUAACGGAGAAGAAACAUCAUUCUGGUAUAAUGAAUGGUGCUCACAAGGGCCGCUGAUUAACAUCACGGGCACUUCAGGUUUCAUUGCUCUGGGUAUACCAGCCUAUGCAACUGUCGCAUCUGCUAUCCGUUCUCACAGACGACGACGUCACCAACGAGACGAGCUGAAUCUAAUUGAAGAUGAUCUCUCCUCGGUUGCGAUACGAAGAAAUACAAUGGAGGACCAACACUUGUGGAAAGGAAAAGGCGAACAGUUUCGCGACAGAUUCAUUUCGAGGCAAACUUGGUACAAUAUCAGGUACCCACCACCACCUCCAAAAGAUUGGUGUUCGAUGGUUUGGUUUUCAGGAAAUACACCAAAAUUUGCUUUCAUAACUUGGUUAGCGAUGUGGAAUCGCCUGUCAACUGGUGAGAUAAUGGCACAAUGGGGAACAGGUAUGGAGGAAUCUAACCAGGAAAUUGCUGGGUCAUCGGUAGAUGAAUGUCUGGGACGAGCAUGGGGACACUCCGCAGCUGGCACAGAGUUUAAUACCGAUAUUGGACAAGAUGAUGCGUAA